CCAUUGGUCUGGAUAUGAAAUAUCUAGAAUCUGCCUACUGAAAAAUAGGCACCCUUCCCUUCCUGCGAAAAGAAACAAGGCAACCCCUUUAAGGUUACGUUAGUGGUGGUCUACAUUAUCGUUACUGGACGCCACCUUUCGUCAUCACCGCUCGUUAUCUACCACCGAGAAUCAUUCGUAACAUAUUAGCAGUUUAUCCCUCUAAUUCAUUUGCCACAAUUCGACAGACUCGUCAGUAUGUCGUCUCCUAUCCGUUUGGUCAUCCCGCCAAGCCUUCAACGCUUCACAUGCUUUCCGGACUUCCCGUUUGAUAUCCGCCAUCAAAUUUGGGAGGAUAUCAUCUAUACUCCAGGCAUCCACUUCCUCAAAUUUGAGCACAACGAAGAUUCUAUCAUGUACGACUCGGAUGCUGCAUCUGAGGAUAACGAUGGCGAUAGUGGUGGUACCACAUCUCGUGUCCCAACAUCCCAGACCGGAAAGGAGGUUAAACGACCGAAUUUCACAAGCGUUCUCAAACCUGUCUUCCCGUUUCCAGCAGCCGACAAAUCAUAUUACCUGACAAUGAAUAAGACAUUCACGCAAUUAUCCCUGGUUUGCAACGAAGCGAAGAAACUAGUCGAAGGCCUAAUUGCUCGUCCGGGAAACUUAACCCUCGACAACGGCCGUUUGGUUUUACUAGAGAAAUCCUCCGAUAUCGUAUGCUUCGACUAUCCGGGUGCAACAUGGUCUCGAUCGUUGGGAUAUUGGGCUGAGAAUUUGGAUCUGGAGCAACUUGCUAAGAUACGACGGGUCGCAGUUCGUUAUAGCACUAAGUGGGAUGAUGAUUGCCGAGUCUGUCGCACAUGUGGUAUUAUCCAUAACCUUCAUUUCCACCGAAACCACGACAAUACCCGCCCGAGACAUGCCUACGAGUUUGCCGCCUUAUUCAAGAACCUUGAGACUUUCUAUUUUAUGGAUUGCCUAGCGGUCCGCAAGCAACGCGACAAAUCUUUUCCUACUUCAUGCAUUCACGCAAUGAAAGAAUAUCGGGACAAGGGAGAACGCUUUGCUAGCGGCGAAGGAGGUCGUACUUACUACGAAGUUGACCCUCAACUUUGCAAGGUCAACACGCAUGUUUUCCGUACCUUAUCAUGGGUCAGUGAAAACUACGUCACGUAUUGCAAGAAGCGCUCCAAGGGAUCAGCGAAUCCGGAAAGCGUCAAGUUCAAGGUGUUGACUUGUGAAUGGGAUGCCGAGGAAUUAGUCCCUGCUAAGCGUCAAGAUGUCAAGACCACACGAGCCAACAUUAAGAAGCAGAGAAGCCGAAUUUCUAGUAUUACUAAGGAUUUCAAGAAACUCUCUAUCUCUAACACAUCCGGGCCCGACACGAAGACAUACAAUGGACUUCCGGUCGUUUUCGGUGACGGUGGCAAGUCAAAGUUCGAAUUCACGCUCGAGGUACCCCACUGAAUAUCGACUACGUACCGUGGCUGAAGCCAGUUAUGUUGUCGGUCCUUUCCCUUUGCUUCAGGAUUCCGGAUCAAACAAAAUUCCCAGGAGGGUAAUGAUGAGUUCCAAGGAUGGUCUUUUAUUCCCUUCUACUUUGCCAAUUACAGGCGUUGAUACCCCAAACUUGCUGCAGGCGUUAUUGGUCGCGAAAGAGGUCGCGAGGAAUGAGGGUAUUCACAAAGCAUAACUUAUGAGUAAUGAAGAAAUCAUGAAGUAUCGAUUAUUUUAAUUCCUACAAUGGAUGGUUUUAAUGUCGAGAAUUGUGGCUUGUCGCUAGGUUUGCCAGAUACUUUGCUAUAGGAUCACAAUCAACUCACCCCUCGGGCUUUGCUAUUCAUGAUAUAAUUGUCUUAUGAUUGAUGGGGAUGAUUCGGGAUGAUUACACAUAUUUCUUGGUCAUAUGCGAAUUGUUAUGCGAUAAACUGAUACCUAUAGAACGUGAUCAGAGAACAUUCGGCGUGCCCUGAUGUAGAUCUAGUAGUCUGUUUCCUGAGCCUAUCCUUGGCCCUGUCCCUUAACUCCUAAUUCCUAGACCUUCCUUACACAAGAACCUCUUGUUGCCCUUUAGUCCUCCGGCCAAUAUCGCAUCGCGAUCGUUUUGUUUCCCGGUCUUAAUAGUGUACAUAUAGAAGUUGGGAAAUGAUGUGG
Molecule: messenger RNA, 2136 nt
Organism: Hypoxylon trugodes
Lineage: Eukaryota; Fungi; Ascomycota; Sordariomycetes; Xylariales; Hypoxylaceae
Exons: 2
Coding region: 238-1449 (403 amino acids)
Source: RefSeq, a predicted model, not a curated record